AUCGCUUGCUGAAGUGUUAUUCCUAGGCGAGGUGUGACGCGGCGCAGCUCAUCCCCUUCCUAGGAGAGGGUUCAGAGCGCGAGCACACGGCGGGAGCGAGCUUUCACAUUUUAUACUUCACGGUUCAGCCUUCACGCUGUCCUCAAGCCAAAGGGAAGAGUGCCAACUAUGCACCGUGGCUGCCUUGGGGCCGGAGCUGCCUCCGGACACCCAGUCAGCUGCGCUCGUUUGCAACAAGUCCUCGGCAGCUUGCACUUUCAAAGGGCAUCAAACUUGGUACUCCGAAAUUGCGGGAGAGCACAGCCGCUAGAAUCAUGCUACGUCCAGCCACAUGUGCCUCGGCUUCAUAAACCAGGACACGAGCGGACAGCGGUUGGUGUCUGCGCAUCAAUGCAGCGCGCUACCGCAAAUUCUGCAUCAACUGUGACGUCUAGCCUAGCGCAGUUUAAUAUGCUCACGGAGUGCGGGUCGCCCCCCUCAGCUGCCGAUGUGCAAGAGGUGCUCCCGCAUUUGACGCCCAAGCAGCUCGCGGACGCUGUUUGGUCAUUUGCAAAGCACGAUGUGAAGCCAACGCCUGACCUGAUGGAUGCAGUCGCGCAGGAAAUACAUAGCAAGCUUGGGCAAUUCAGGGCUCAAGACCUAAGCAAUACGUUGUGGGCGUUCGCGAUGUUGAAGUAUAAACCGACUGAACAGUGGUGGCAGGAUUUCGAGCGGCAGGUGUUUGGUGCGCUGACGGACCUUACGGACCGGGAACUUGCCAAUCUGUUGUGGGCCUUCGCGGUGCUGGAGCGCCGCCCCGGGCAGCAGUCGCAGCUGCACCAGCAGCCACCACAGCAGCAACAGCAGCAGGCUCACCUGCGGGGCUGGGUGCUUGACCCCCUGCUGGCGCAUAGCUGUGCAGGCGGCUUUGCGGGCUACUCUGCCACCAGUUUGCAUCUGCUAGUCUGGUCGCUGGGCAAGUUGCAUUACACGCCGCCAGCUGCUUGGCUGGAGUCUUUCCUGCCGGCAGCGGAGGCGCACUUUUUCCGCUUUACACCCACCGAGUUGGCCAAUAUUAUCUGGGCGCUGGCCAAGCUGGGCGCCCGGUUGCCGUCUGAAUGGCUUGACAAGUUGUUGCUGGUGGCUCAGUGGCGCUUCCCGUCGUUUCCAGCUCGCUUGCUAAGCAUUGUGGCAUGGAGCACUGCUACCCUCAACCAUCGGCCGCAGCAAGAGUGGCUCAUGUGUUUCGAGGAGCAGGUCCGUGCCAAGUUCCUGGACUUCAGCGGACAUGAGCUAGCAUGCGUGGCUUGGUCGCUACGGCGAUUUGGCUACUCGACCCGUGACAACGCUGUGUUCUACAUGCUGCAGAAGCAACAGCACUUCUUGGCAGCGGACUUUGAGAUUCUGUCGAAUCCGAAGCUGCUACGUCAAGUGCUGGGUUGGAAGGCCUCGCUGGCAAGCCGUUGCCUGUUUGCUGCCGCAUGGCACAGACGGCCACACAGCGCUGCCGGCGACGGGAGAUUGCGCUUCGUCGCCCUCUAUUUCCUCGGGGAUCUGGUCUCUAGGUUUGGUAACAAUGAUCUUGGGCUGAAGUGUGGUGCUUGUACCGUUGCGGGCAGCGAUGCCCCUUGCAGGGCAACCUCAAUCAAGGUUGAGAUGUUGGUGCAAUCAGGGUGGAAGCCUACGUGGUGACGGUGCGUUGGCUCCGGCAGUGCCGAAGUUGAAUUUUAUCGUGAAUAUGGCGUUGGAAGAGGGCAUGGGCGUUCUGUUGGGAACGACAGAGUAAAGAGCAGCAUUGGAGAGAUGCUACUACUAUUGUCUGUCGCGGUUUGCCUUGUACAGCUUGGAAGGUGUUGGCUGUGUUGAGUUUUUGCGAGGACCGGGUUGUGAGGCUUGGUAGGGUCCUCACCAACCUGUGUCGUGGUCGCCGUACUACAGACGGUGUACGUGAGCUUGUUUCGUUUGUGCGGUGCGACCCCGAGUCACGUCAGGGCGCGAGGGAGGGGCUGGGAGCGGUUGGUACAACCGCACUGCGGCCGC
Volvox carteri f. nagariensis is the source of this 2019-nucleotide messenger RNA. RefSeq lists its product as uncharacterized. Gene Ontology annotation, cellular component: mitochondrial matrix; ribonucleoprotein granule. Gene Ontology annotation, molecular function: RNA binding. Gene Ontology annotation, biological process: chloroplast rRNA processing; regulation of mitochondrial mRNA stability; mitochondrial RNA processing. NCBI's taxonomy places the organism in Eukaryota, Viridiplantae, Chlorophyta, Chlorophyceae, Chlamydomonadales, Volvocaceae. The coding region runs from base 169 to 1671 and encodes 500 amino acids. The record is from RefSeq and is a predicted model, not a curated record. The transcript has 9 exons.